AAAAAAAAAUUAUAUCCCUUCAAAAAGAAACUGUAUAUAUAUGAAGUAUGAUUGUUGGUGCUCUUUAGUCUUGCCCCUAUUCUCUGCCUUAUUUCCUCUCAUACAAAAUCAAUCUCUCUCUCUCUCUCUCUCUCUCUCUCUCUCUCAUAUUCUCAUUGAGAGCUCAAAACCGGGUACAAAUCAAUAUAUUGUGGGUCUGAGUUGAUAGAAGUUUUGAGUAGUUAUGGGGAGACAACCUUGUUGUGACAAAAUAGGAUUGAAGAAGGGGCCAUGGACAGCUGAAGAGGACAAGAAGCUAAUCAACUUCAUCCUCACCAAUGGCCAAUGUUGCUGGAGAUCUCUCCCUAAACUUGCAGGAUUGUUAAGGUGUGGAAAGAGUUGUCGAUUGAGAUGGACGAACUAUCUCAGGCCUGAUGUGAAGAGGGGUCUCUUGUCAGAUUAUGAAGAAAAUAUGGUCAUUGAUCUCCAUGCUCAACUUGGCAACAGAUGGUCCAAGAUUGCUUCACAUCUCCCGGGAAGAACCGAUAACGAGAUCAAGAACCACUGGAAUACCCACAUCAAGAAAAAGCUAAAAACGAUGGGAAUCGAUCCUCUUACCCACAAACCACUCCCCACUCCAACCGAAAAUCAACCUCAAGAUGAACAAAAGUUGGAAACAGAAACGUUGGUUCAGCCACUGACCAAUGAGGCCAAAAUGGAGAACAAAAGCAUGGAAGCAGGCUCGCCUGAGUGCCCCAUGGAGUUGGUCAACAAUGGGUUUUGCACAGAUGAAGUCCCAUUAAUCGAGCCCCAUGAGAUUAAUCUGGUGCCUGAUUACUGUGUUCCUUCAUCAUCAAUAUCUACAACAAUAACCAGUUCUUCUUCGUCUACUUCCUCUGUUUCCAAUGGUGGAAUUUCAACCAAUUUACUUCAAGAUUUGGAGUUACCAAAUUUUGACUGGCAAUUUGAUUUUGGUUUCUGGGAUGGUGAUGGUGAUUUCAGCAGCAGCUUGGAUUUGUUGAUGAAUGGUGAUGGGAAUGGGAAUGCAAUUACUAUUGGCACUCCCCUUGCUCAAGAAUCUUGGAAAGUACUUGAGCUGUUGUGAUUUGGAGAAAUUUCUUAUCUGCAGGGGCUUCUUUGUAAUUUGGUUUUGGUUUAUAUACAAAGCUAAUAAAAUUCAAGACGGUGGGCAAAAAGGCCCACCGUUGUAAUUUCUUUUCUUUUUGUGUGUACAUAUUUAUCUCUGCGUGAAACAAUCUUUUAGUUGAUACAUGAAAAAAAUGUGUUCAAAUGGAUCA
Messenger RNA from Rhododendron vialii, 1277 nucleotides. Its product is annotated as transcription factor MYB20-like. The record is from RefSeq and is a predicted model, not a curated record. NCBI's taxonomy places the organism in Eukaryota, Viridiplantae, Streptophyta, Magnoliopsida, Ericales, Ericaceae. The transcript is spliced from 3 exons. Bases 224 to 1084 code for a protein of 286 amino acids.